This is a messenger RNA of Solenopsis invicta (red fire ant), 3316 nucleotides long. RefSeq lists its product as uncharacterized. The record is from RefSeq and is a predicted model, not a curated record. The coding region runs from base 480 to 1595 and encodes 371 amino acids. The transcript is spliced from 3 exons. NCBI's taxonomy places the organism in Eukaryota, Metazoa, Arthropoda, Insecta, Hymenoptera, Formicidae.
UGUUUUACGCUUCAUUUGACACCGGAUUGCGUUUCAAUAUGAUAUUUUAACUCCGGACGCCAUUACACGCUAAAUUUACAGCGCAUUCAGUAUUCAGAGUUUCGAAGAAAUUCUCGUAAUCAAUUUUCAGCAAGGAAUGCACAUUUAAUGCUGUUAGUGUUGCAGCGCGCGUGAUUCAACCAUUUCAUUUCAUUCAUUGGUAAAGGAAGUUCUUGAAUAAGAACUGACUUGUAACGACGGUCGAAAAAUACUUUCCUGCAUUCCCGGACGGGUGUUAUCGCGGCGAUGCCGGAGCGGAGGGAUCGGAUGCGGGUUCUCACUUUACAAGAGAGAAUCGCGCGGCGAUUUGUAUUUCACGUGCGCGGUGCUAUCGUACCGCGAGUAUCGCCGGCGUCGCGUUUGUGAAAAUGUGCCGAUCCUAACGAAACGAGGUGCGUGCAUAUUUGUUGCUCGUCCUCGCGAACAGUUCGAGAAACGAAAUGUCGCGGGAAGCGUCAUCUUAUCUCUCAUUUCUUCUUUGCGCGGCGAUAAUUCUCAACGCGGAAUGCGCGAGUAAUAUUCCAGAUCGUUGUUUGGAACUGGUCAGGUUCGACGUCGACGAGAUCGAGAAUCAUUUGUCCGGAUUAAAUCUCACGGACGUGCCUACCGUGAAAAUGAUGACUGCCGGAUUUAAGUGUCCAAUCUCCGUCCUACCCUUCGGUACGCUGAAGUCGGACUGGGCCAGAUUGUUGUUGCUUCGAGAAGCUCAACCUGACCGAUCGAUCGUCAAGCUUAAACUUCUUCGGCUAAUGCGGAUUUUGAUAAUUGCUUACUAUCAAAUGGAGGAACGUAUUGACGUUACGGAUACUGAGACGGAGAUCGCAAAGAAAUCUCUGGUGACAGAAGCAACGACAAAUAUGUCGGCUGCGAAUGAGAUGAGCCAAUCGCAUUGCCCGAGCAGCAAUAAUUCCCUGGGUGUCGAAAUCUCGAGUGACAAUGCGAAUCAUCAUUGUUCGUGUACGGAUUCGUUACCGAACGAUGUAACGCGAUUGGCGACUGACGGUGACUGCCCGAGGAUGAAAUUGAACGCGACGGUAAUCGAAACGAUGAAGAAGAACGCCUCGAGUCCCAGUGGAACAACCACUGUCGUCUCAGCCGAUGCGACACGUCCGAACGUUACGUCGUCGAUCGAUCUUGGCGCGGCGACCAUGUAUUAUCCUGGCAACGCGAGGAAAGCCGCGCUGAAGGUACUCGGUAAUUGCCUGAAACAGUCUUUGAAGGACAUCGUGCGACGCCAACCGGACGGCAAGGUGUUCGAGAUAGCGAAGGAUAAGGCGAGGCACAGCGAGCGCGCGACGCGAAAGGGCAACGAGAUCGACAAUCGCACCGUUCUCAGGAUAACGCCUCCGACGAACGAAUUCUGGCGAUACGUGACGUUCCCGACGAAGGCACCGGCUGCCACCAGCAUCGUCGCGCCGGCUUAUCGCAUGCGGGAAUUAAGCAGGUACAGAACUGGCCAGCGGAAGCCGCGGAAACGCGUGAAAUUGAAUAACGAUCUUUACGAAAGCUUCAGACGGUUUUACGGCGUCGACAAGAACGAAGAGGGAAUAAAAUGAGCGCCUUCCGCGUUAUGAUACGACGCGCGAAACAGUCGGGGAACUUUUACGUUUCCAUGAACUGUCUUCGCUCGAGAUUAUGUGCUGCAAAAUUGAUGAAAAGCUAUGGAAGAGGAGUCUUCAUUUUUAAAUGUAUAAAUUCCGACGAGAGAGAAAAUGAAAUUUUCAAUUGGAUAUAGCUUGGGAUAAUUCCAUUAUGUAUAAUACGCGAUUAAUUCUAUUAUAUAUAAUACCCUUCUAUAUUUUAACAAAAAAUAUGCAAAUCAUACAUUAUACGUACAAAUUAUAUAAAUAUAAAUUAUAACUAUAUGUUCUACAUUUCGUGCAUUUUCAGAAAAUACGCGAGAAAAUGAGAGUGCUACCUUGAUCGAGAAUAAAUAAAGAAAGAAACGAGAGGAAUAAAGAAUAAGUUACGAAAAAGAAUAUCUGUAAUACGUGUCAUAUUCCUAAAUUUUUCACAAUGUUCCUCCACGAGCUUAUCAUCCGGCAGAUCAGGCUACGGCAGAUACGAACAACGCUUGCCGAUAUCUCACGGAAAAUCUCAAUAAAAUUGAUCCUUCAAUAUAUCUCCUCCGAUAUUCUUACACGAGCGAGAUUUGCGCGAAACGCCGCUCGAUUUUUGACGUCUACCUACGUCGAUUGACAAGGCCGAGGAAAAACGUUUCGUUUCUCAUUAAAACACAACGUUUGCUCGCAUAUUAUUAUUGUAUUAUUACGCGGGAAGAAUAAUGUCGCAGCGAGAGCGAGACGUGAUUUAAUCGAAGUGCACGAUUCACGUGCAACCGUAAAUCGCGCGCCGUUUAUUUCGUCGCCUCUAUUUUGCGGAUUUCGUAUCUGCAUAGAAAAGAUUUCUGGAUUCAAUAUGCUAUUACUCUUCUAUAUAUUAUAAAAAAAAAGAUUGAUAUACGAACAAUCAAUUAUUAUUGAAAGAAUAUUUACUCUUAAAUGGAAAAAUUCUGAAAUCUAAAGUAAAAAGAUAAUCUUGAGCUGCUGUCCCAUUAUUUUUUUUCAAACAGAUUGGAUUAGACAGUGAAAAUAUUUGGCGAAUACGUGGCGAGUAUUCUUAUAAUGUUUUUGAUUUUAACAAUAAAUUGAUCUGAAGAAAAUUUGAAGAAUUCUUUUUCUAAUAAAAUAUCAUGAAGGAAGUUCGCUUCAUAGAUAUUAAAAAUACCUCGUGAAAGACUCGCUUUAUAUGUAGGCAAAGAAUCUUCUGCGGAUGCAUUAAUUACGAUGCAUCGCAUUCAAAUCUUUCUUACGAGAGAGCGCUCUAACAUCGAGCAAAUUUUUAUUUUAAAUGUAAGAAUAUUUAAUUUAAAAUUCACUUUUAAUACCAUAUUGUUUCAAGACAAUAAGUCAAUCUUAUUUCAUUCGAUUGGAGAAGAAUAGGAAUUACAGACCUCAUCUUAUUUUCGAUACCGGCGCACCUCGUGCACCCGCGAAAAUGCAUGAAGAAUUGUUGCGCGGCAACAAAGAUUUAUACGACGCGAUGAGAUAUAUAACGACAUUAUAUAUGCUCUCGAUCCCGCGCGUUUACGGGUAUAUCGGCAGCGAUUGCACCGCGAGUCUCGCACGCGGCUGAAUUAUGGCGAUUCGAGUUUAAUAAAAGUGGACUUUUUGCCGUCGCGAUUAGCGCGAGUCACGCCGCGCGCCAAUUUCCGUAAUAGCGGCGAGCGUUUUCGCCUCGAAAACGAAUCGCGAACGCGCCGCUUUUAUCCGCCCAA